AUGAAUUCUAGUACUUUAUACCACUGUGCUCUGUACACCCUGUGUCUGGCAGUGCUUGUUGUUGGCAAUGUCCACCCAGAAUGUGAUUUUAUGACAGAGCUGAAGAAAAAGGAGGCUGAAUGUCUGGAGGACUCAGAGGAGCGUGGGAAUGCAACACCACCAGGUUGCAGGAGAACUUGGGACAAAUUACUGUGCUGGCCAGAGGCAGAUGCUGGAGAGAUGCUUGCCUUACCAUGCCCAAACAUCCUCUUUCAGUUCAUGAAGGAGACAGCUGGGAUAGUAAAAAGGAACUGCACAAAGAAAGGCUGGUCUGACCCAUUCCCUCCCUACCAUAUUGCUUGUCCAGUAGAAGAUGAGAUGCCGCUUGAAGAACAAUCCUACUUUUCUACUAUAAAGAUCAUCUACACCGUAGGAUACAGUGUGUCUAUCACCUCACUCAUUAUUGCCGUGACAGUUCUUAUUGCAUUCAGGAGGCUUCGCUGUCCCAGGAAUUAUAUCCAUGUACAGCUCUUUUUUACUUUUAUCUUAAAAGCUAUUGCCAUUUUCAUUAAGGAUGCCGUCCUUUUCCAAGAGGAAGACAUCGAUCAUUGCAGCUUCUCUACAACUGAAUGCAAGAUCUCUGUUGUUUUCUGUCACUACUUCAUGAUGACAAACUUCAUGUGGCUGCUGGUAGAGGCUCUUUACCUAAACUGUCUACUACUCUCAUCUCUUUCUCAUGGAAGAAGAUAUUUUUGGUGGCUUGUUCUCUUUGGCUGGGGUUUUCCAACACUUUUCACCCUUAUAUGGAUAUUAGCAAAAUUCUACUUUGAAGACACAGCAUGCUGGGAUAUUAAUCAAGGCUCUCCAUACUGGUGGCUAAUCAAAGGACCUAUUAUACUUUCUGUUGGGGUCAAUUUUGUCCUAUUUAUCAACAUCAUCAGAAUCCUGUUGAAAAAGCUAGACCCUAGACAAAUCAACUUCAACAAUUCUUCUCAGUACAGACGUCUUUCAAGGUCAACUCUGCUUCUAAUUCCCUUAUUUGGAACCCAUUAUAUUGUCUUCAACUUUCUUCCGGAAUAUACCAGCCUGGGGGUUCGGCUUUACUUAGAGCUCUGCAUUGGAUCUUUUCAGGGUUUUAUUGUAGCAGUUCUCUACUGCUUCCUGAACCAAGAGGCUACUCCCAGGCAGUAUGUGACCGCAAAACAGCAUUCUCCUUUCCUUUUGAGGUACAAACGGAAAUUGUCCGGAGGUGGCACGGUAAGAGAUAUGGACUUAUGCCAGUGUGGAGGAGGACAAGAUGGACUGUGCCGUCUAGUUCUGGAGUAA
Molecule: messenger RNA, 1305 nt
Organism: Phalacrocorax carbo (great cormorant)
Lineage: Eukaryota; Metazoa; Chordata; Aves; Suliformes; Phalacrocoracidae
Source: RefSeq, a predicted model, not a curated record